This is a messenger RNA of Insectozyma verbasci, 1332 nucleotides long. The record is from the annotation of a GenBank genome assembly. NCBI's taxonomy places the organism in Eukaryota, Fungi, Ascomycota, Pichiomycetes, Serinales, Debaryomycetaceae.
AUGCAAACAGAAGACCAAUCACAACAACCUUCAAAUAAUAACCAUUCACAUAGUCAUACUCAUACUCAUACUCAUCAUAGUACAAAAAAAAAAAGAGUUGGUAAAGCUUGUGAUUCAUGUCGUAUCAAAAAAACAAAAUGUGACGGUAAAAAACCAUGUAAUAAGUGUAUUUUAGAUAAUAAAAUUUGUGUAUUUACAGAAAAGAGAAAACCAAAGGAAAAGAAUCAUCCUCCUGGUUAUGUUGAAUUAUUAGAAACAAGAUUAGAUAUUUUAACAAAACUGUUUGAAAAAUUAAUUGAGUUAAGUCAACCUCAUUUACCAUUUAUAAGUGAAAUUAUUAAUAGUAAUAAAUCUACUCAAUAUGAACUGAGUUCACCAUCUUCAUCGAUUUCCGAUAAUGAAUAUGAAGAAGAUUCAAUAAUACCAAUUAAUAAAAUUGUUUCAUAUUUAAUUGAACAAAGAGGUUUAUUAAAAAAUUUACCUAUGGAAUGGGAACAAGGUGCGAUAAUCGCUGCAAAUUAUAAUUAUAAAAAGAAUUUCGAUUCUUCCGUUAAAUUGUUUGCUCAACAUAAAUAUGAUACAACUACAAAUACAAGUACUACAAACACAGAUUUGAAUUCUCCAUUAGUUUCACCUGAAUUUAAACCAAAGAAGACAAGACAUACUAAGACUAAAAUUAAACAAGAGUUUAGUCCUUCUUCUCACACUUCAUCAUUUGAUAAUCAAUUUACAUUAGAUAAUAUUCAUAUUGAACCAAUUUCUUCAGAUAUUGAUUCAGAUUCACCACCAGUAAAUAAAGUAUCACCAGAACCAUCACAAACUGAGUAUCUUCAUAAAAGAGCUGGCUCAUUAUUUAAUCAAGAUUUACCCAAAUUAUCUAAAAUGAAUUCAAUUUCAUCUUUAACUAAUAAAUAUGAAGAUCAUACAUUAUCAUCACCUACAAAUACUACAUUUUUCAAUAAUGCACCUGUGAUAAAUACAUUACGAAGAACAUCAAGUGCAAGUAGUAACAAAAUACAGAAACCACCACAUCAUUAUAAAAAUUUAUCACUAGAUUCAAAGAGAACAACAAUAGACAAUACAUCAAUGAAUAAUAUACUCAUAAAUCCUACAAAUUCAUAUUUUAAUUAUCAAGAUGAAUCUAAUUUAUACGAUCAAUUUGAUGAUGCUACAAAAUCAUUAAUGAACAAUUAUACCCCAAUUUUACAAUCUCAACAACCAGUAGAUCAUCAACCAUUUUUGAAUUCACAAAAUUUGGAUAUCUUGGUAGGUGAUCCAAAUUUGGAUCAUUUUGUAAGUAAUAAUAAUCCUUUCAUGGGUAACUUUAGAUAA